This is a messenger RNA of Dunckerocampus dactyliophorus (ringed pipefish), 8600 nucleotides long. RefSeq names its product gamma-aminobutyric acid type A receptor subunit alpha2a (gene gabra2a). Gene Ontology annotation, molecular function: transmitter-gated monoatomic ion channel activity involved in regulation of postsynaptic membrane potential; GABA-gated chloride ion channel activity; GABA-A receptor activity. Lineage: Eukaryota; Metazoa; Chordata; Actinopteri; Syngnathiformes; Syngnathidae. Gene Ontology annotation, cellular component: synapse; postsynapse; dendrite membrane. The coding region runs from base 156 to 1502 and encodes 448 amino acids. Gene Ontology annotation, biological process: chloride transport; signal transduction; nervous system process. The record is from RefSeq and is a predicted model, not a curated record. The transcript is spliced from 10 exons.
UCGGCUGCGGCUGACUUGCGAUUAGUUCCCACUCUGGCGGUUCGGUCCUCACCUGCUGCUAACCCAUUUCCUUUCCAGACGUCUUCAAUGUGUUUCGACGUUUCUCAACAGUAGCAGCAGCAGAGGCGGACACCUGUCGCUCUUCAGGUUUAACAAUGACAGGACGAUGGAGCUGUCGUCUUACGGUUGUGCUGGUCUACAUCAUCGCGCUGCACACAAGGUCCAAAGGCGAUUCCAAUGCAACACGCAAAGACAUCGCAACGUUCACGAAGAUCCUGGACAGUCUACUGGAUGGAUAUGACAACAGGUUAAGACCGGGCUUGGGAGAUCGUGAGACAGAAGUCAAGACGGACAUCUAUGUGACCAGUUUUGGCCCAGUGUCAGACACAGACAUGGAAUACACUGUAGAUGUUUUCUUCCGUCAGAGCUGGAAGGAUGAGCGACUGAAGUUUCAUGGCCCAAUGAACAUUCUGCCUCUCAACAACUUGAUGGCCAGUAAGAUCUGGACUCCGGAUACUUUCUUUCACAAUGGAAAGAAGUCUGUGGCCCACAAUAUGACAAUGCCCAACAAACUAUUGAGGAUUAUGGAGGAUGGAACGCUGCUCUACACCAUGAGGCUAACAGUUCAGGCUGAAUGUCCCAUGCACCUGGAAGACUUUCCCAUGGACUCUCACUCAUGUCCUCUCAAGUUUGGCAGCUAUGCCUACACAAAGAAUGAAGUUACUUAUAUUUGGACGCGGAAUGCCUCCCAGUCUGUGGAUGUGGCGGCUGACGGAUCCAGACUCAACCAGUAUGACUUGGUGGGCCAAACAGUCGGGAAGGAGACCAUUAAAUCCAGCACCGGUGAAUACACUGUCAUGACUGCCCACUUCCACCUGAAGAGGAAAAUUGGCUAUUUCGUGAUCCAGACCUAUUUGCCUUGCAUCAUGACAGUAAUCCUUUCCCAGGUCUCUUUUUGGCUCAAUCGAGAGUCUGUUCCAGCCAGAACUGUAUUUGGUGUAACGACGGUUCUCACAAUGACAACCCUUAGUAUCAGUGCCCGCAAUUCACUGCCCAAAGUGGCCUAUGCAACAGCGAUGGACUGGUUUAUUGCCGUGUGCUACGCCUUUGUCUUCUCCGCCCUCAUUGAAUUUGCCACUGUCAACUACUUCACCAAGCGGGGCUGGGCCUGGGAUGGAAAGAGUGUCGUUAAUGACAAGAAAAAAGAAUCCUCUGUGAUGAAGAAGAACAAUGCCUAUGCUGUGGCUGUGGCUAACUACGCUCCUAACGUCACUAAAGACUCGACGCUACCCACAAUCUCCAAAUGUGCCCCAAGUGAUCCCAGCAAGGCUUACCCUGAGAAGAAACCGGAACAGAACAAGAAAACCUUCAAUAGUGUCAGCAAGAUUGACCGCAUUUCCCGCAUCAUGUUUCCUGUUCUAUUUGGGAGCUUUAACCUUGUGUACUGGGCUACCUACUUGAACAGAGAACCGGUUAUUAAAGAUCUGGAUCAUGCUAAAUGAUCCACAGGGACUCAUUCCAAAUAGCUGAUCAGGAUUUUUCACCAUAUUGUAUUUUUCUUUUGUAAUCCAAAAGCUGUUUACGUACAUAGAAAAUCCCCUUCUUCUCAUUUGACAUUGUCACUCACUGCGUGGGUAACUACUACGACAUACUGUACAACAUAGCGUCAACGAUUUUGAAAAACAAGAAUUUUUUUUUGCACCCAUCCAUCCAACUUCUAUUGCUUAUCUGAGGUCAGGUUGCGGGGGUAGCAUCCUAAGCAGGGAGGCCCAGAGUUCCCUCUCCACGGCUACUUUGUCCAGCUCCUCAUGGCAGAUCAUAAGGCGUUCCCGGGCCAGUUGAGAAACAUAGUCUUCCCACAUGUCCUGGGUCUUCCCCAAGGCCUUCUAGCGGUCGGACAUCCUGAACACCUCCCCAGGGAGGCAUCUGGGAGGCAUCCUGACCAGAUGCCCAAGCUCCCUCCUCUUGCUCCUCUUGAUGCGGAGGAGCAGCGGUUCUACUACAAGUUUCUCCCGGAUGACAGUGCUUCUCACCUUAUCUCUAAGGGAGAGCCCAGCCACCCUACGGAGAAAACUAAUUUUGGCCGCUUGCACCCGUGAUCUUGUCCUUUCAGUCACUACACAAAGCUCAUGACCAUAGGUGAGGGUAGGAACGUAGAUCGACUGAUAAAUUGAGAGCUUUGCCUUUUGGCUCAGUUGUCUCUUCACCACAACGGACCAACGCAGAGUCCGCAUCACUGCAGACGCCGCACCAAUUCGUGAACAAGUCCCAGAGGUACUUGGGGCAGGAUCUUAUCCCCGACCCGGAGAUGGCACUCCACCAUUUUCUGGGUGAGAACCAUGGACUCUGACUUGGAGGUGCUGAUUCUCAUCCCGGCCGCUUCACACUCGGUUGCGAACCGAUCCAAUGAGAGUUGAAGGUCACGGCUCGACGAAACCAGCAGGACCACAUCAUCUGCAAAAAGCAGAGACCCCUGGCUGUGCCUAGAAAUUCUGUCCAUAAAAGUAAUGAACAGAAUCGGUGACAAAGGCCGACUUAUUGCCGGCAAUGCGAACCAAACUCUGACACCAUACAGGGAAGGAACCGUCUGAAUUAGCUCAUCCGAAACCCCAUACUCCCGGAGUACUCCCCACAGAAUUCCUUGAGGAACACGGUCGAAUACCUUCUCCAAGUCCACAAAACACAUGUAGACUGGUUGGGCAAACUCCCAUGGCACUCUCAAGGGCCAUGCCGAGAGUGUAGAGCUGGUUCACAGUUCCACGACCAGGACAGGAACCACUACUCCACUAAUCCCCCUGAAUCUAAGAUUCAACUAACCGGCGGACCGUCCUCUCCAGAACCCCUGAAUAGACCUUACCAGGAAGGCUGAGGCGUGUGAGCCCACGAUAGUUGGAACACACCCUCCGGUCCCCCUUCUUAAAAAGGGAGAUUUUUAAAUUUUACAGUCUCUAUAAUUUCUAUAGUUUUAACAUGAUAUAUACAUGCUCAAAUAUAUACAUAAACCCCCACCAAUAUUCGGCAAGUUUCACUUUGACCAGAUGCUUUUUGUAGCCAUCAGUUAAUGUCUGGCAUAUUUCUGGUUAGCAUUGGAUAUCAUUGACAUAUUAUCCGAUCGAUAACGGUGCCAAAUCCAUACUUUGGAGUGCUUAAACAGCGCCUGAAAGUGAAGUAAACAGUAAGUCAACAUCAUUAUCCCCCUUCGUGAAAUCAGAAGUGUUUAUAGUUUGUGUAUGUCCACAAGAACAAAUACGUCUGCAUUAGGCCAAAUGAACAUUUUAUUGAUUUGUUGAAUUAAUAGAAUAAAGUUUUGAAAAAAAAAAUGCCAUGGCCAAAAUUAUUAGCCCUCUGAUAAUUAAUAGUCAAUAGUAUCGCCUUUUUGAUUCAAAACUGAAAAUAAUGUCUUGUAGUAGCUACUAUCUAAGUUGGCGCAUGUCUGCUGAGGGAUGUUAGCCCAUUCUUCCUCUGCAAAUUUUUCAACAUCAUCCAAAUUUCUUUGCCUCUGAGCAUGGACCCUAAACUUGAACUCCUCGUUCUCCAUAGGAUUGUGAUCUAUGCUCCAUUCCAGAAUCUGGAUUUUGGUGUCCUUCAAAAACUUCCGGACCAGAUUUGAUAUCAUUGUCUUUGAUGUUAUUCUCGAAAAAAUCAACAUAAUUUUCCUUUUUCAUGGUCCUGUGCACCCCAACAAGGUUUUGUGUGCCUGAAGCAGCAAAGCAGUCCCCCCCCCAGCACGAUGCACCCACCACCAUGCCUCUCUGGCAACACUAUUUUGAGGCUUGAAGCUCAGCCUUACUUCGCCAAACAAAAGCAGCAUCCAUUUACCCAAACAGCUCAAGUUUGGUAUCAUCAGCCCAAAGGACCCACUUCCGAAACUCAUCCACAUGUUUCACAUUCUCUCAAGCAAAGUGGAAUCGAGCUUUUCUUGGACGAUGGCCAUGAACAGCCUUCACAGCAGUGACAAUCACUUUUACAGAGAUCGGUGGAUUCUUGAUCACAUCUCAAACUAUUAUUCUUUGCCAAGUUGUGAAAAUCUUGCCCAGAUUUAUUUUUGACAGAAUUAGUUUCUUUGUGCUUUGCAAUGAUGGAAUGCACAGCCGUUCUAGAGAUUGAAGCACUUGGAAAAGGCAAUAGAUGAACAUCUUCUAUCUUCAGUCCGAGGUUCAGACUGAAUUCCUUCCUUUUUGGCAUGAUGAUAUCACUUCUUAACAAAAUUUAGGAGCAAGUCUAGGCCAGUCCCUUUCCAUCAAGUGGUCAGGUGAUACUAAUCCUGCUUCUUGGAGUCACUAAAAUAAGAUUAUGUGUUAAUUGACUGUUCAGGUGUGUUUCAACUCUAACUGACUGCUUAGGUGUAGGGAUGUAAAUCUGUUUGUGGUAGACAAUUUGAAACACAUUGUAGAUACGAUUCAAAAACGAUAUAUUUUAAAAACAGAACGAUUUGAUGCAGUGUACAAACAAUACGAUUCAACGGUUACCUUUGUUGAUGUUGACAUUAAUCUUGCAUUCUAAAAUAAAGUAGCCAUUUUUUUAAAAGUGGCAUUAUUACAGUAUUUGCAAAUGUGCAAAAGAGCACAUCAUAUCCCCAAGCAUGCUGUAAGGCAAGGGUCCCUAACCACCGGGUUGUGGGAGACGUAAUCAUUUGGAAAUAAAUACAUACAAUUUUAUUUAAAUGGAUAUCAAUUUUGGAAAUAUGGGCCAUUAUUUUAUUCCAAAAAUAAUCAAUCCCAGAGUUUUUGCAUAUGUUGUUUGUUGCAAGCGGCGACUCAUCCCACUUUGCUCGACGAUCCUUGAACGCCCCAUCUAACUUUCUCCCACACUGCACAGAUAGACCACUAUACUGUAUUUUUCCCCUUUUUCUUUCACCUAAUAUUUGGUCCGAAAUGCUGAUACUAUGCACAAAGGUAAGCUUUGAUUACGUUAUCGAGUGCUAAUGUGCAUGUUUGUUGGUGCAUUAUUAUUUUGGUGUGAAUCACAGUAUCGGGGGAACUAUGGUGGAGGUCUGCGCUCUCCGAAUGCUUCUCUAGUUGUAGCUAAAUUCAGCCAAGGAAUAUAGUAGGGAUUGUUGAAUUGUAAUAGUUGACACCCAAUUGAAACAUUUGAAUUGUUCAAAUUGAAUGGCAAAAAGGUACGCUUUUGGAAAUAAGCUACCUCCUUAACACCUGUUUACCCGACACCCAAUAUUUGGGGAAGCCAUUUCUUGGGAUAGUCGCAUGACUUUGUGUAUGUCACGUAGGAACGUACUGAGUUCGGGUCAAGCACAAAGCUUUCAAGGACCAAUGUUGGAAUAUUUAAAGUGUCGGUGACCCAUGAGUUAUUACGAUUACGGGUUCUUAUGUGUUUAAGUGUCCUCUACGUAAAACACAUUUUGUAAGCUUAUACUAGACACACAGUGACGUCCAUGUUUAAAAAAAAGAAAAUAAAAAAAUUCCCUUCAGUCUUAACUAAUAUGUGUGUGAAGGAAAAUGCACGAUAAAAUUUGUAUUCGAGCUGAGUUGUGUAUUUCUAUUCCACUGUGAAUGAAGCAGAUAAAUGCAUUUCAGGUUCAUGGCUGGUGAGGCGCUGACUGCUUUGGAGUCAGUCACCCAGUUCAGGUGCUGCAGAGUACAGUCUGCUUCACCUUAUGACAUUUCUCUGUUUAUUGUUGGAUAGUGAAAGAAUACACACUUCUAUCAAGUACAUUACACAGACACAGACUGGAGAAAUUUGUGGUGUACUUUGCGCUUCGAAUUUCACGGCUUCACUCUAUCAAAUGAUGCUGUUUUGUGGUUGAAUAAGGCCUAUUAUUAGUCAAAAAAUCUGCAUAUUUAAGCAAACUGUAUGCGGUUUUUGCCUAAAUUAAGCAUUUUCAAGCAUAAAAUGGCUAAAUGAACUCAAAUGCAAAUACACUCCUGAUUUAAAAAAUUUCAGACCGCUUCAAAAAUUGCACAACUUUACAUUUUGCACUGUUGGAUCUUAAGGAGGUUCUAAGUGCAGCUUCAAAAUGUAAAAAGAAGAAAUGGGAGUGAGACAAAAAAAAAAUGGAGUAAGCAAUUUAUUGCAAACACGCAUUAAAGUGAAAAUCAAAAGUUUAAGACCACAGCCUUGAAAAUCCAAACUCUUGGCAAAAAUGUGCAUUCAGUGACAUUUUCUGUCAGGUAUUCACACUGUCACGAUCUCUUGAUGGCAAAGGCAAAAAUGCGGUGGGAUUGUUGAGCUGCAUGAGCAAGGCUGCUGAGGUUGGCCGCAGUAAGACAGUCAUCCUAAACUUCUUCAAACAUCCUGAGGGUUAUGAAACAAAAAAGUCAAAUGGUAGACCCAAAGAAAUGUCACCGGUCCUGAGCCGGAGGAUCCGAUUGGCUGUCGUCAAGAUCCAUCCUCAGCCCAUAUGAAAGUUGUUACUGGUGUCGAGUGCAGUCCAAUAACCAUCUGACAGCAUCUGCAAGAGAAGGGGUUUAAGAACAAAAAGUCUUCAAAGGCCUCGUCUCCUUCAACGCCACAAAAAUGCCUCUUUGGAAUUUGCACGAGAGCACCAAAUAUGGGACAUUGAAAGGUGGAAGACAGUUUUUAAAAAAAUGUAACCUUGACAGUCCUGAUGGCUUCCAACAUUACUGGCAUGACAAGGAGAUCCCUCAUGAGAUGUUUUCCACAUGGCACAUCGGAGGGGGGGACCAUCAUGGUCCUUCAAUGGAACAAUGGAGCUUCAGGUUGUGCAGGGGCGUCAAACGGCAGCUGGCUAUGUGGAGAUGUUGCAGGGGGCAUGUCUCACGACUGAAGACCGUCGUCUUUGUGGUAAUGAUUUUUUUCAACAGGACAGCAGUUCACAAAGCCCACUUGACAAAAGACUUCUUCCAGGGGAAUAACAUCAGUCUAUUGGACCAUCCUGUGUGUUCCCCUGAUCUAAAUCCAAUUGAGAACAUUUGGGGAUGGAUGGCAAGGGUAGUUUACAAAAAAUGGACAUCAGUUCCAGACAGUGGAUGCCCUCCGUGAAGCCAUCUUCACCAUCUGGAGCAACAUUCCCACUAGCCUCCUGGAAACACUGGCAUCAAGCACGCCCAAACCCAUUUCUAAGGUGAUUAACAAGAAUGGCACCACUACUCAGUAUUGACUCCUUUUUUUCUGUCUAUUUAUUUAUUUUUCAAGCUUUGGUCUUAAACUUUUGAUCAGCUGAUGAACAGCCUGUUUCACUUCAAUGCUUGUUUGCAAUAAAUUGCUUACUCAAAAUUUUAUUGUCUCACUCCCAUUUCUUCUUUUUGCAUUUUGAAGCUCUGCUUAGAACCUCCUUAAGAAUUUUUCAACUGGUCUUAAAAUUACGAUGACAAGUGUAUAAAGGAAUUAGGAAGACUGCUCGACUCGGCUCGUCACUUCUUCACCUCUGGUUUCUGCUCUGCAUUUGAUUUUGAGAAAUGUGCAAAUUCACCCAUUUUUACUUAAAACAUGUAUUUUUAAAAAAAUGAUCUGAAUCAUACAGAAAAGACAUUUAUAACACAGAUGGCGACUAACAUUUGAUAGCACUAUAUUGAAAGUUUUUUUUAAUUUAAAAAUGUAAAUAUCCCAUGUGAAUAUUUUUUUAUUUCCUUUGUCAUUCAUGAAAGCAGACCUCUUAUGUGUUGGCUCCAUCUCAGACUUAACCAAUUGCUCAGUUAAUUCAAAGGUUCAGAUUAAUCGACUAAGAAAAUAAUCGCUAGUUGCACACCCAGUUGAAAGUCGUGUUGGCUUUUGGGAAACACGUACCUCAAGUCACUCUGCCCGUCGUUGCACUUUUAUUUUUCAGUCGUUCCAUUGCUGCUUUGUGGGAAAAGAAGUGACACCUCGCCCCACAACACCGGCUAGCUACUAGCCAGCUAGCGACUAGCUUCACCACACAAUCAGUGAGAGUGCCGCGCUCACAAUGCCUCGGGUCACUACCGAAAGGUGACGCUACAUAUUGGAGCUGCAGCCACUGCUGCUGUGUUUUUGUUUUUUAAUUUUGGAAAAGUUAACACUCGGUGUAGACGCUCGUUUUUAUGUUGCUAUGUGAAAUCAAUGCGCCCAGGAAGGAAGGAAGGAAGUGACGUCGGGGGUUCAGAGUUGAGUUUUAGUUUGGCAUGGAUUACGACUGCAACAGUAGCCUGUUAGGGAUUAUUGUGCCUGUUGUGAGAUCAUUUAAACCUGCAAUAAAAGCCUGUUGUUGAGGCGAUGAAGUCGCUUGUGUGUCUCACCGAACAUUACAGAAACAAUACUGACACCUAGUGACGAGUGUAGAAUACUACAUCUCAUCACGUCUCUGAACACGUCUUCUGAAUGCCUUAUAUUUGUAUUUUACAUCACAUAGCCAUCUUUAUGCUUGAAAAUGCUUAAUUUAGGCAAAAAAUAUGUCAAAUUUACUUCUAAAAUGGAUGUUUUUUUUACUAAUUAUAGGCCAUAUUCAACCACGAAACAGCACGAUGUAUUAAUAUAUUUUUGAAAAAAAACGUGAUAGAGUGAACCCGCAAAAUUCAAAGCAUGAUGAGGCGAGUUAUUCCUGUACGUGUUUGUGACCCAUAAGCUCACCGGUAGAAAUGUGGUAUCACUGACAUGAACUGUUUUGUUUGAUGAUAUGAUAUUGUAAGCUGCUGAUGUCCAUGUUUUGUUGUUAAUCAAAAAAAUAA